Molecule: messenger RNA, 7219 nt
Organism: Astyanax mexicanus (Mexican tetra)
Lineage: Eukaryota; Metazoa; Chordata; Actinopteri; Characiformes; Acestrorhamphidae
Product: otoferlin
Exons: 43
Coding region: 248-5647 (1799 amino acids)
Biological process (GO): plasma membrane organization; synaptic vesicle priming
Cellular component (GO): presynaptic active zone membrane; synaptic vesicle membrane
Molecular function (GO): calcium ion binding; AP-2 adaptor complex binding
Source: RefSeq, a predicted model, not a curated record
UUUCAGUUACGUUACUUUGGCCUUUCUCUUUCUCUAAACUGAAUGUGAAUUUUGACUAUGAACAUUGUGUUUGUGGACUUCCUAAACACUGACGUUUCUUCUACCUGCAGAUGAUCUGAAGAGCAGAAGAUCUGGGGCCUUUUUUUGUAUGGAAUGUUAUUGGAUUCCUCUUUAUUUACACAUAAACUCCUAAGACACAGGCACUGACUUGGUUUAUGUAGAGGAAGAACACAGAUCUUUUUCAAAAAUGAAGCGUGGAAAGUCUCGCCCAUCCAAGGAUGAUGGGAAAGGCCAAGAUGAACCAGCCAUCCUGGAGACAGAGGACCUGGACAAAGGUUUUGGCAGAACUCCCGACCCCGACACAAUCUCUUUAGCCUCUGUUACUGCUGUAACUACCAAUGUCUCUAACAAGAGAUCAAAGCCUGACAUCAAGAUUGAACCAGGUGCUGGAAGACCGAUGGAUUUUCAAAUAAGUGUGACGGUUAUAGAGUGCAGACAGCUUGUUGGGCUGAAUAUGGAUCCAGUGGUCUGUGUGGAAAUCGGUGAUGAGAAGAAGUACACUUCAAUGAAGGAAUCGACCAACUGCCCGUAUUAUAAUGAGUACUUUGUCUUCGACUUUCACCUCCCACCUGAUGUCAUAUUUGACAAAAUCCUGAAGUUGUCAGUCAUCCACUCCAAAAACCUGCUGCGCAGUGGGACAGUCGUUGGAACAUUCAAGAUGGAUGUGGGAACUGUUUAUUCACAGGCUGAUCACCAGUUCUACCACAAAUGGGCCAUUUUGUGUGAUCCUGAUGACAUCACUGCGGGGUGUAAAGGUUACGUCAAAUGUGACAUUGCUGUAGUGGCAAAGGGUGAUAAUAUUAAAACCCCACACAAAGCCAACGAAACUGACGAGGAUGACAUUGAGGGGAAUCUGCUUUUGCCAGAGGGUGUCCCAGCAGAGCGCCAGUGGGCACGGUUCUAUCUGAAAAUCUACAGAGCUGAAGGAUUACCCAAGAUGAACACCAGCAUUAUGGCCAAUGUGAAAAAGGCUUUUAUUGGUGAAAAUAAAGAUCUCAUUGAUCCAUAUGUUCAAGUGCAAUUUGCUGGUCAGAAGGGCAAAACAUCAGUCCAGAAGAGCUGCUAUGAGCCAAUCUGGAAUGAGCAGAUCGUUUUCACUGAACAAUUUCCACCACUGUGCAAGCGCAUGAAGGUUCAAAUCCGUGACUCGGACAAAGUAAACGACGUGGCCCUCGGAACUCAUUUCAUUGACUUGCGGAAGAUCUCCAAUGAUGGAGAUAAAGGCUUUUUACCAACUCUGGGGCCGGCCUGGGUGAACAUGUAUGGUUCAACACGGAGCUACACCCUGAUGGAUGAAUACCAGGACUUGAAUGAGGGACUUGGAGAGGGAGUCUCAUUCCGGGCUCGACUGCUGGUCAGCCUAGCUGUGGAAAUUCUGGACACCUCCUCUCCAGAAGUAAUGUGCUCGACUGAGGUGCAGGUGGAGGGGGUGCCCAAUAUUUCUGACAAUGCUGCUGGAAAAAUUGAGGAGUUUUUCUUGUUCGGAGCAUUCCUGGAAGCUACCAUGAUUGACAGAAAAAUUGGUGAUAAGCCCAUCAACUUUGAAGUUACAAUAGGAAACUAUGGAAGUGAGGUGGAUGAUACCCCAACCAAACCAAAAUCAAAGAAGUCAAAGAAAGGCGAUGGUGAUGAUGAAGAGUCAGAACUCAUCCAAGGCUCCAGUGAUGAAGAAGUAACUGACGAUGGAGAACUGGUGUCAGUCUCCACCACUCCACCAAUGAAACCAGUCAUCACUGACAGGAACUACUUCCACCUCCCAUAUUUUGAGAGGAAGCCCUGUAUCUAUAUUAAGAGCUGGUGGCAAGAUCAGAGAAGAAGACUGUACAAUGCCAACAUAAUAGACAACAUCGCAGAUAAGUUGGAAGAAGGGCUGAACGAUGUGCAGGAGAUCUUUAAAACAGAGAAAGCCUUUCCUGAGCGUAGACUGAGAGGGGUUCUAGAGGACCUGAGCCAUGGUUGCAGCAACUUUUUAGAACUGGCAAACAAGGACCAAAACCAAUCAGGGAAAACAAAACUGGACCGGGAAAGACUGAAAUCAUGCAUGAGGGAGCUGGAAAACAUGAGCCAACAAGCAAAGACAAUGCGAACUCAGGUGAAGAAAAAAACUGUGAAGGAUAAAUUCAAACAGGCACAAAUCUUCCUCCAGAAACUGAGAUUCUUGGCUGAUGAGCCUCAACACAGCGUUCCAGACAUUUACAUAUGGAUGAUAAGCAAUGGCAAGCGCAUUGCAUAUGCUAGAGUGCCAUCCAAAGACAUCCUGUAUUCUAAUGUGGAAGAAGAGACCGGGAAAGACUGUGGAAAAGUCAAGACCAUUUUCUUCAAACUCCCAGGUAAGAAGGGGUUUGGGCCAGCAGGAUGGACCGUGCAGGCGAAGACAGAGAUGUAUCUUUGGCUGGGCCUGACAAGGCAGCGCAAGGACUUCUUGAGUGGUCUACCAAAUGGAUUUGAGGAGAACAAAGCAGUGAAGGGACCUGGCAUGCAGUCAGCACCACCAAUCAGCCUGAUCUACACCAUGAAGCAGAUCUUCCAGCUGAGGGUGCAUCUGUAUCAGGCAAGAAGCCUGUUUGCAGCAGAUAGCACAGGCCUCUCAGAUCCGUUCGCCAGAGUCUUCUUUUCUACUCACAGUCAAGUCACAGAGAUACUGAAUGAGACCCUCUGCCCUACAUGGGACCAACUUCUGGUCUUUGACAAUGUUGAACUGUAUGGUGAAGCCUGUGAACUAAGAGAUGACCCCCCAAUUAUUGUCAUUGAGAUCUAUGACCAGGACACUGUGGGCAAAGCUGACUUCAUGGGCAGAACAUUCGCCAAGCCAAUAACUAAAAUGUCAGAUGAGCAUUAUGGGCCACCACGAUUCCCUCCUCAGUUAGAGUACUACCAGGUCUACAGAGGGAACUGCACUGCUGGUGAAAUGCUUGCUGCCUUUGAACUGCUACAGAUUGGACCAGGUGGAAAGGCUGACUUGCCGCCCAUCGAUGGACCCACUGAUAUGGACCGUGGACCAAUCCUUCCAGUCCCUAUUGGCAUUAGACCCGUCCUGAGCAAAUACCGCAUCGAAGUUUUAUUCUGGGGUCUAAGAGACCUGAAGAGAGUAAACCUGGCCCAAGUUGACAGACCACGUGUGGACAUAGAAUGUGCUGGAAAGGGGAUACAAUCAGCUCUCAUUCAGAACUACAAGAAAAAUCCAAACUUUAGCACUCUCGUCAAGUGGUUCGAAGUGGAUUUGCCAGAAAAUGAGCUUCUCCAUCCUCCUCUUAACAUUCGGGUGGUGGACUGCAGAGCCUUUGGCCGCUACACCUUGGUUGGCUCCCAUGCUGUCACCUCAUUGCGCAAGUUUAUUUACAGGCCAAGUGACAAGAGUGUUAACAACUGGUCUACUAUGGAGGAAAUUGUGAUCCACACAGAACCAGAACCUGCUGUGAAGAAGAUUGAGACAGUUGUCAAACUUGAUUCAGCAUCUGAUGCUGUUGUAAAGGUGGAUAUGCCUGAUGAUGAGAAAGAUGGAAAGGGGAAGAAGAAAAGAAAGAAAGGAGGAGAGGAAGCAGAAGAAGAAGAGCUAGAUGAGAGCAUGCUGGAUUGGUGGUCCAAGUACUUUGCGUCCAUUGAAACUCUAAUGGAGAUAAUGAGAGCCCAAGAGGCUGAGAAAGCAGACAGAGAGGAGGACAGAGAAGAAAUGGACCCAGAUGGAACAGAUAUCAAACCUGAUGAUUCUAAUACAAAAGGGAACAGGAAGAAAAAGGGAAAAGCCAAGGACAAGAACAAGGCUGUGCCAGGGGAGGGUCCGCACGAGAAGAAGAGACCCAAAAUUGAUGAACUGAAGGUGUUUAACAGAGAGCUAGAGAACGAAUUUGAACACUUUGAAGACUGGCUCCACACGUUCAACCUUUAUCGAGGGAAGAGUGGUGAUGAUGAUGAACAAAAUGCAUCAGAUGAAGACAGGCUUAUUGGAAAAUUCAAAGGCUCCUUGUGUAUGUACAAAGUGCCUAUGACAGACGACAUGGGUAGAGAAAUGGGCAUCGAUUCCAACAUGGGCAUGUUCCAGAACAUUCCACACAAUGAUCCAAUCAACAUCCUAGUUCGAGUCUAUGUCAUAAGGGCUACAGAUCUGCACCCUGCAGAUAUAAACGGAAAAGCAGAUCCAUACAUUGCCAUUAAGCUGGGAAAGACAGAGAUCAAGGACAAAGAAAACUACAUCUCCAAGCAGCUCAACCCAGUCUUUGGAAAAUCAUUUGACAUUGAGGCAACAUUCCCAAUGGACUCCUCCCUCACUGUGUCUGUCUACGACUGGGACUUGGUAGGCACUGAUGACCUGAUAGGGGAGACCAAAAUUGAUCUGGAGAACCGCUAUUAUACCAAGCACAGGGCUACGUGUGGUAUUACAGCAAGCUAUGCAAUCCAUGGCUACAACGUAUGGAGGGACCCAAUGAAGCCAACACAUAUCCUUGCGAAGCUUUGCAAGGAUGGCAAACUAGAUCCACCUCAGUAUGGCCCUGGAGGAAGAGUCAAGGUGGCAAACAGAGUUUAUACAGGACCAACUGAAAUUGAGGAUGAAAAUGGGCUGAAAAAACAAACAGAUGAGCACCUUGCUCUAGCUGUUCUUAACCACUGGGAGGACAUGCCACGAGUGGGCUGCAAACUUGUCCCAGAGCACGUCGAGACAAGACCUCUACUCAAUCCUGAUAAACCUGGGAUUGAACAGGGGAGAAUCGAGAUGUGGGUGGACAUGUUUCCAAAGGACAUGCCAGCACCAGGGCCUGCCCUUGAUAUUUCCCCAAGAAAACCAAAGAAGUUUGAGCUCAGGGUGAUUAUUUGGAACACAGAUGAAGUUGUGCUGGAAGAUGAUGAUAUAUUCACAGGAGAAAAGUCCAGUGAUAUUUUUGUGAGAGGAUGGCUAAAAGGACAACAAGAAGACAAGCAAGACACAGACGUCCAUUACCACUCCCUAACAGGGGAGGGAAAUUUUAACUGGCGCUUCAUUUACCCAUUUGACUAUCUAAUGGCAGAGGAGAAAAUUGUUAUCUCGAAGAAGGAAUCCAUGUUCUCCUGGGACGAGACUGAGUACAAGAUCCCUGCCCGUCUGAACAUACAAGUCUGGGAUGCAGAUCAUUUCUCUGCAGAUGACUUCCUGGGUGCAAUUGAACUAGACCUGAACAGAUUUCCUCGCGGGGCAAAAACGGCGAAACAGUGCACCAUCGACAUGGUUCUUAACGAACAAGAAAUGCCGAUGGUUAACAUCUUCAAGCAGAAAAGAAUCAAGGGUUGGUGGCCUUUUGUAGCCAGGGAUGAAAAUGAUGAAUUGGAAAUCACGGGAAAAGUAGAAGCAGAGCUGCACCUCAUGACAGGUGAAGAGGCUGAAAAAAGUCCUGUUGGUGAAGGACGCAAUGAGCCAGAGCCUCUGGAGAAACCAAACCGUCCUGACACAACUCUGCUGUGGUUCCUCAUGCCUCUCAAAGCUAUCAAACAUCUCGUCUGCAACAGCUACAAGUGGCUGAUCAUCAAAAUUGUGGUGGUGCUGCUGUUGCUGGCAAUGCUGGGAUUAUUCCUUUACAGCAUGCCAGGAUACAUGGUGAAAAAGUUGCUUGGUGCCUAAAAGGGAGUUAUAAUCAAUAUCUAUUUGAAAGUGGCCUCAUCCAUGAUUAGCUUCAAGUAACGUUAAGUCAUAUAUCUAAGAUCAAAAAACAUCUGCAAAUUCUAAGAAUUGUUUUUUUCACUUAACUAUUAGUAACCAAUCUCUCCAUGUAAUGUGUUGUGUAUAUUUACAGAAAUACACCUUUGGGUAGCAUUGCUUUGUCAUGGGUAUAGACACAAUUAAAAAAAGACAAGGGAGAGAAUAUAGUAAGUAAAUUAAAUCAGAUAUCUGAGGACAGGACAUUUGUUCAUGUUUGUAAAAUUUUUAAAAAUAUGAUUAAUAUGACUGUAAAUCACUGUAAAUUAAAAAUUCCAAACAAAAUGUAUUUUCUGACAAAGAAAAAACAACAAAAAAAGUCUCAAAAGUCAGAAGAAACCAGCUCUAUAUUUCAGGUAUUUGUAUUAAGAAUAGCAACAUGCAUAAUUCAUAAAACUCAGUGGCAAUGGAAGCUACACUGUGCAAAAUGUGCGUCCUAUUCAUAAAGCUGAAUUUCUCAGAACACUGCUCCUUACCACGUCAAUAUUUUUUAUACAUGGCCUUUGUAGACAUCACAAUCAUUAUACGAAUCAAAAUAAACAAGUAAAUCAGCUAACACGUAUUAAUAAAAACACAAGAUGAGAAGCAGAACUGUGUCUUUUCCUAAUGUAUUUCUGUUGAUUAAUCUGACUGGCUGAGCUAAAUAAAAAAUAUGUAAAAGACAUGACACUCAAUUCUCUAUUAAUAUGCUUAAAAAGCAAUCUCAAAAAAUAAGAUCAACUGCAGUUAUAGCAACAUACAUUACUUAAUAAUCAAUCUUAAUUAACAUGCUUAUUUUCUAUGUAGUUGUAAAGCUUGUCAUGACGUUUACUUUAAACUUACCACAAAACAUAGUAUUUUCCAUAAAUCAUUUAAGACAUUUUGACUUCUUACUGGAAAAUGUACUAUCAAUUGGGUCAAAUCUACAUAAUCUCUAAAAGAACAUGGAAAUGAUGGCGAACAUGAUAUUAGCAGAUACCAAGUUUAUGUUAAAUGAAUGAGCAAAAAUAUGUCUGUGAAUUUUAUAAAUCUGUCCUAGAAAAUUAGUUUGCAGUAAGAGUCAUAUUGUGCGCAGAAAGGGGCUUUUUUAUGCCUUUACCUUUUUGGUCAAGCCUUAAUGUAAUAUUUUAAUAUUUUAGUGAAAAAAUAGUUCAGAUAAGCCGAGCCCAGCAGGCACACCAGACUGGUGUCAGGAUGAUGUCCUAACAUUUUGGAUAUUUAACACCAUGACUUUAACAACAUUUCAGAAAUGAAAAUGAAUCUAAUGUUUAGUGGAAUUUAAUAUUAUGUUGUUUUUCCGUCAGUAAAAUGUCAUGUUGCAUGCACCUUUGGUAAAAAGCAGAAUUUUGGUUUAUUAAAAUCAAAAUUGAAUAAUCAAUAUUGGUGUUUAUUCUGAAGUAAAAAUGAGUAAAUUAUGUGCAUCGUUACAGACUUUAAAUAGCUGAUGUAUGAUUGAAGAGAAGCUCCGCUGCUAUGCUGGUAGUUGGAUGCGAUUCAUAUAACAGAAACUGGCCAAUC